AUGAUCGCGGGUCUGGAAGGAGUGGAUUGCUUUCUCGACGACUUCAUUGUCUACAGCGUCAACAAAGAGCAACAUGACCGUAACCUGGAAAAACUUUUCAGUCGUAUCCAAGAAUAUGGAUUCCAUUUACGUCCAGAAAAGUGUAGUUGCUACAAGUCCGAAAUCAGGUACCUGGGCUUCAUCAUCAACGCUGACGGUAUUAAACCUGAUCCGGAGAAGGUGGCUUCAAUUGUCAAAAUGCCACAACCAAAGGACGUCAGUGAGCUUAGAUCAUUCCUCGGGGCAGCAAAUUUCUACGGGAAGUUCGUCCGGGAAAUUCAUCGAAUCAGACAGCCACUUGAUGCUCUCCUGAAAAAGGAUUCCCAGUUUGUGUGGAGUGCACAGUGCCAGGAAGCUUUCGACACAAUCAAGAAAGUAUUACAAUCAGACUUGUUACUGACGCACUACAAUCCGUCAUUGGAGCUGAUUGUAGCCGGCGACGCUUCCAAGACCGGAGUAGGAGCAGUCAUUAUGCAUCGUUUUCCUAACAACCAGCUCAAAGCGAUUGCGCACGCUUCGAAAACUCUUACCAACACUGAACAGAAGUAUAGUCAAGUGGAAAAAGAGGCAUUAGCCCUAGUUUUCGCAGUAACCAAAUUUCGUCGUAUGCUGCUAGGACGCAAGUUCACGUUGCAGACGGAUCAUCAACCGUUACUGAAAAUAUUCGGGUCGAAAAAGGGUAUUCCACUACAUACCGCUAAUAGACUUCAACGUUGGGCUUUAUCGUUGCUUGGUUACGAUUUCAACGUCGAAUACGUUUCCACAGAUAACUUCGGGUAUGCAGAUGUGCUCUCCCGACUGAUAAGCAAUCAUCAAAAGCCCGAGGAAGAGUAUAUCAUAGCAGCCAUUGGUCUGGAAGAUGAGGUCAACGCAGGUCUAGCUGAGUGUUUCACUUCACUACCGGUGAAUUUCAGGAUGGUUAGCGCAGCUACCAAGAAAGACGCGAUUCUUCAGCAAGUAGUGCAGCUUAUCAAUGACGGCUGGCAUCGAAAGGUUGAAGAUCCAAAGCUGAAAAUUUUUCACGCUCGCCGUGAGUCUCUUUCGGUGGUAAACGGAUGUGUCAUGAUGGAGGAACGUGUAGUUGUGCCCGAAAAAUAUAGUCAGCGAAUUUUAAAACAGCUUCACCGCGGUCAUCAGGGCAUCGAACGGAUGAAAGCUAUCGCGCGAAGUGUUGUAUAUUGGCCAAACAUCGACAACGAUAUUCAGGACCUUGUUCGUCGAUGUGAUAUCUGUGCCAGUGCAGCCAAGUCACCACCACAUUUCCAAUCUCAACCGUGGCCACGAGCAGAUGGACCAUGGCAACGGAUUCACUUGGAUUACGCGGGUCCGCUCGACGGAAUGUACUAUUUGGUUAUUGUCGACUCGUAUUCCAAGUGGCCUGAAAUUUUUCAAACACGAUCGACAACUGCGUCGAUUACAAUCAGAUUUCUUCAGGAAUCUUUCGCCCGUUUUGGUAUUCCCACGACCAUUAUUACUGACAAUGGAACGCAGUUCUGUAGCAGUGAGUUCAAGAAAGUGUGUGACGAACUUGGAAUCAUCCACAUUCGUACUGCCCCGUAUCAUCCGCAGUCAAACGGGCAGGCGGAGCGGUUUGUGGACACCAUGAAACGGUCGUUACGCAAAAUCGUUGAAGGGGAAGAAGUACCAUCACUCAAAGCACUGCAAACAUUUUUACAGGUGUACCGCUCUACACCUAGUGCCGCGCUUGCUGGGAAGUCUCCAGCAGAGGAAAUGCUGGGCAGGCCUAUGCGAACAACUCUCGAUCUCUUGCGCUCCCCAGUAUUUACUAACACGUCUAAUCAACUUCGUCCAAGGUUUAAGGCAGGUUCUGCAGUCUACGCAAAGCUCUAUUCAAACGCAAAUAAGUGGAAGUGGAUUCCAGGGACUGUUAUCGAAGUCAUUGGUGGAGUGAAUUAUAAUGUGCUACUCGAUUACCAGUCAGGUCGGAGAAAACUGGUACGCUCCCACGUGAAUCAGCUGAGACAGAGAUUCAACGAAGCAGUUAAACCGUUACCAGUGCCAACCCCGCUGGAUAUUCUGGUGGACGAUUUUCAGUUAACACAGUCAUCAAUACAGCAAACCAUCGCUCCGUCAGGAUGA
Molecule: messenger RNA, 2139 nt
Organism: Sabethes cyaneus
Lineage: Eukaryota; Metazoa; Arthropoda; Insecta; Diptera; Culicidae
Exons: 1
Coding region: 1-2139 (712 amino acids)
Biological process (GO): DNA integration
Molecular function (GO): nucleic acid binding
Source: RefSeq, a predicted model, not a curated record